Nannospalax galili (Upper Galilee mountains blind mole rat) is the source of this 6481-nucleotide messenger RNA. It is a transcript of the gene Adcy5, whose product is annotated as adenylate cyclase 5. Gene Ontology annotation, biological process: intracellular signal transduction; adenylate cyclase-activating G protein-coupled receptor signaling pathway; adenylate cyclase-inhibiting G protein-coupled receptor signaling pathway. Gene Ontology annotation, molecular function: adenylate cyclase activity. Gene Ontology annotation, cellular component: plasma membrane. Bases 468 to 4241 code for a protein of 1257 amino acids. The transcript has 21 exons. The record is from RefSeq and is a predicted model, not a curated record. NCBI's taxonomy places the organism in Eukaryota, Metazoa, Chordata, Mammalia, Rodentia, Spalacidae.
GCUGCGCUCCGCUUAGACGCUUAGACAGAAGCUGCAAGCACCGCGCCCGGGCACUGCCAGCUUCGGAGAGGCGCCGCCCGCAAGGACACCUCUCCGUCUCGCCUCGUCCGCAACUCCCCGGCCCUCGGAGAGCUCGUCUGGAACCAGGAGUCCAGACGUCGCUGCGCGCAGAGCGUCCCCGCUGCCCCAGCUCCGACCCAACUCCAUCUGGGACCUGAGACUCUAGACGCCGGAUUCUCAGUUACUUGUCACCUCGGGGCUGCGCCUGUCCUCCCAGCUAGCCUUCUCGUUGUCCUCCACCGCUCAGGACGGGGGUGCCAAGAUGCCCCGCUGCUGCGCAGGGCCCCGGGCCGCCCCCGACGUGUGACCCCAGCCUGGUCCCCCUGCUCGGCCGUCCGCCCUCUCCUUGGAGACCCCCGGCCCGGCCCCCGGGGGAAGAGGAAGAAGACGACGAGGCCGAGGGGGGGAUGUCCGGCUCCAAAAGCGUGAGCCCCCCGGGCUACGCGGCGCAGACAGCGACGCCGGCACCCCGGGGAGGCCCCGAGCAUCGCUCCGCGUGGGGAGAAGCCGAUUCCCGCGCCAAUGGCUACCCCCACGCCCCGGGGGGUUCGGCCCGCGGCUCCACCAAGAAACCCGGGGGGGCGGUGACCCCGCAGCAGCAGCAGCGCCUGGCCAGCCGCUGGCGCGACGACGAUGACGAGCCUCCGCUGAGUGGCGACGACCCCCUGGCCGGGGGCUUCGGCUUCAGCUUCCGUUCCAAGUCGGCUUGGCAGGAGCGCGGCGGCGACGACUGCGGUCGCGGCAGCCGGCGACAGCGAAGGGGUGCGGCUGGAGGGGGCAGCACACGGGCGCCCCCUGCGGGUGGCGGCGGCAGCUCCGCGGCCGCGGCGGCUGCAGCGGGUGGGACAGAAGUGCGUCCACGAUCUGUGGAGCUGGGCCUGGAGGAGCGGCGGGGCAAGGGCCGCACAGCCGACGAACUGGAGCCGGGUGCCGUCGAGGACGGCGAAGGGUCCGGGGAUGGCGGCAGCUCCGUGGGGUCAGGUUCUGGGCCCGGCGCGGUGCUGUCGUUGGGCGCCUGCUGCAUGGCCUUGCUGCAGAUAUUCCGCUCUAAGAAGUUCCCGUCGGACAAACUGGAGCGGCUGUACCAGCGCUACUUCUUCCGCCUGAACCAGAGCAGCCUCACCAUGCUCAUGGCCGUGCUGGUACUCGUGUGCCUGGUCAUGCUGGCUUUCCACGCAGCGCGGCCCCCGCUCCAGCUACCCUACCUGGCCGUGCUGGCGGUCGCCGUGGGCGUGAUCCUCGUCAUGGCCGUGCUCUGCAACCGUGCAGCCUUCCACCAGGACCACAUGGGCCUGGCCUGCUAUGCGCUCAUCGCAGUGGUGCUGGCCGUCCAGGUGGUAGGCCUGUUGCUGCCACAGCCACGCAGCGCCUCUGAGGGCAUAUGGUGGACCGUGUUCUUCAUCUAUACCAUCUAUACACUGCUGCCUGUGCGCAUGCGGGCCGCCGUGCUCAGCGGGGUGCUCCUGUCUGCCCUCCACCUGGCCAUCGCUCUGCGCACCAACGCCCAGGACCAGUUCCUGCUAAAGCAGCUUGUCUCCAAUGUCCUCAUCUUCUCCUGUACCAACAUCGUAGGUGUCUGCACCCACUACCCAGCUGAAGUCUCCCAGAGACAGGCCUUCCAGGAGACCCGGGAGUGCAUCCAGGCUCGGCUCCACUCACAGCGGGAGAACCAGCAACAGGAGCGUCUCCUGCUGUCUGUCCUUCCCCGUCAUGUUGCCAUGGAGAUGAAAGCAGACAUCAAUGCCAAGCAGGAGGAUAUGAUGUUCCACAAGAUUUACAUCCAGAAACAUGACAAUGUGAGCAUCCUGUUUGCUGACAUCGAAGGCUUCACCAGCCUGGCAUCCCAGUGUACUGCCCAGGAACUUGUCAUGACCCUCAAUGAGCUCUUCGCCCGCUUUGACAAGUUGGCUGCGGAGAAUCACUGUUUACGGAUUAAGAUCCUGGGGGAUUGUUACUACUGCGUUUCGGGGCUGCCUGAAGCCAGGGCCGACCAUGCCCACUGCUGCGUAGAGAUGGGCAUGGACAUGAUCGAGGCCAUCUCGUUGGUCCGGGAGGUGACAGGGGUGAACGUGAACAUGCGAGUGGGAAUUCACAGCGGGAGAGUACACUGCGGUGUCCUUGGUCUCAGGAAGUGGCAGUUCGACGUCUGGUCUAAUGAUGUCACGCUGGCCAACCACAUGGAGGCUGGUGGCAAGGCAGGACGCAUACACAUCACCAAGGCCACACUCAACUACCUGAACGGGGACUAUGAGGUGGAGCCAGGCUGCGGCGGCGAGCGCAAUGCCUACCUCAAGGAGCACAGCAUCGAGACCUUCCUCAUCCUGCGCUGCACCCAGAAGCGGAAAGAAGAGAAAGCCAUGAUUGCCAAGAUGAACCGCCAGAGAACCAACUCCAUCGGGCACAACCCACCCCACUGGGGAGCCGAGCGCCCCUUCUACAACCACUUGGGUGGCAACCAGGUGUCCAAGGAGAUGAAGAGGAUGGGCUUUGAAGACCCAAAGGACAAGAAUGCCCAGGAAAGUACAAACCCUGAGGAUGAAGUGGAUGAGUUUCUGGGCCGGGCCAUUGAUGCCAGGAGCAUUGACAGGCUGCGGUCUGAACAUGUCCGCAAGUUCCUCUUGACCUUCAGGGAGCCCGACUUAGAAAAGAAGUACUCCAAGCAGGUGGAUGACCGAUUUGGUGCCUAUGUGGCGUGUGCCUCACUCGUUUUCCUCUUCAUCUGCUUUGUCCAGAUCACCAUUGUGCCCCACUCCCUGUUCAUGCUGAGUUUCUACCUGUCCUGUUUCCUGCUGCUUGCCUUGGUGGUAUUCGUGUCUGUGAUCUACUCCUGUGUGAAGCUCUUUCCCAUUCCCCUGCAGACCCUCUCCAGGAAGAUUGUGCGGUCCAAGAUGAACAGCACCCUGGUCGGGGUGUUCACCAUCACCCUGGUGUUCCUUUCGGCUUUUGUCAACAUGUUCAUGUGCAAUUCCAAGAACCUGGUAGGCUGCCUGGCAGAGGAACACAACAUCACGAUGAGAGAGGUCAACGCGUGCCAUGUAGUGGAGUCGGCCUUCAACUACAGCCUGGGUGAUGAACAGGGCUUCUGCAGCAGCCCCCGGCCCAACUGCAACUUCCCGGAGUACUUCACCUACAGCGUGCUGCUCAGUCUGCUGGCCUGCUCCGUGUUCCUGCAGAUCAGCUGCAUCGGGAAGCUGGUGCUCAUGCUGGCCAUCGAGCUCAUCUAUGUACUCAUCGUCGAGGUGCCGGGCGUCACACUCUUUGACAAUGCUGACCUGCUGGUCACCGCCAACGCCAUAGACUUCAGCAACAAUGGGACCUCCCAGUGCCCUGAGCAUGCGACCAAGGUGGCACUGAAGGUGGUGACACCAAUCAUCAUCUCUGUCUUCGUGCUGGCCCUGUACCUGCAUGCUCAGCAGGUGGAGUCCACUGCUCGCCUGGACUUCCUCUGGAAACUGCAGGCCACGGAGGAGAAGGAAGAGAUGGAGGAGCUGCAGGCCUACAACCGGAGGCUGCUCCACAACAUCUUGCCCAAGGACGUGGCUGCCCACUUCUUGGCCCGUGAGCGGCGCAACGAUGAACUCUACUAUCAGUCUUGUGAGUGUGUGGCUGUCAUGUUUGCCUCUAUCGCCAACUUCUCCGAAUUCUAUGUGGAGCUGGAGGCCAACAAUGAGGGCGUCGAGUGCCUGCGGCUGCUCAACGAGAUCAUCGCUGACUUUGAUGAGAUCAUCAGCGAGGAUCGAUUCAGGCAGUUGGAAAAGAUCAAGACCAUCGGUAGCACCUACAUGGCUGCCUCUGGCCUCAAUGACUCCACCUAUGACAAGGCAGGCAAGACCCACAUCAAAGCCCUGGCUGACUUUGCUAUGAAACUGAUGGACCAAAUGAAGUACAUCAACGAGCACUCCUUCAACAACUUCCAGAUGAAGAUCGGGCUCAACAUUGGCCCUGUGGUGGCCGGGGUCAUUGGAGCUCGCAAGCCUCAGUACGAUAUCUGGGGCAAUACAGUGAAUGUGGCCAGCCGCAUGGAUAGCACUGGGGUGCCUGACCGCAUCCAGGUUACUACAGAUAUGUACCAGGUGCUGGCCGCCAACACAUACCAGCUGGAGUGCCGGGGUGUGGUCAAAGUCAAGGGCAAGGGUGAGAUGAUGACCUACUUCCUCAAUGGAGGGCCCCCCCUCAGUUAGCAGCUGCCACAGCAGUGCCAGCAGCCUGGCCUCCAGAGGAACGGACUGGCUUCUUUGUGCACCUUGGGCAUGUGGGGCUGCGCUCCAGCCUCACAGCCCCGCUGCUGAGAUUUCCACUUUGACUGAGAGGCAGCUUCUGCCUUUGCUGGCGGGCGUGGCUUCUGGUCCAGGCCCUGGGUGCCAGCAUCCUGAGCACCAAGCUGACCAAAGAUGUUUCCCUCGGCAGAAGAUUCGGCUAGACUCGCGUUGAGCCUUGAGUUUUCUGACAGGUGCUGCUGCUGCCUGUUGGAGGCACCCUUGGAGCCUUCAUCGGUGGCGUGGCAUGGCGCACAGCCUGAGCAGGCCUGAGGAGAGGCCUUGGCCACAAUGGAUAGGCAGCUCGAAGCUGGCCUGGGGAUGCCCAGGGACCUUAAUGGUCUGCUUUUCCAAGCAAGCCUUUAAAUUUCAGAGGCCACGCCCCCUGCUCCCUGGCGGUGCUUUGGGGCAGGAGCAUUGGUUUUGGAGAGGCUUGGCCUUUCCCAUCCUCUGCCCACACCUCCACACACACAGUACCCUGUGAGGGAAACAGGACUAUUGACAAGGGGGAGGCAGGAGGAUACCAAGCAAGGAGUGGGGGCUCUGAGCAAAAGAAAAUAUUUAUUAAAUAAAAUAAAACAAGUUUUCCGUGCCCUUCUUUAGACUAUGCUAGUUGUAUGCGUGUAAGAGACACAAGCAAACGAAGAUGCCACUGGGGAGGGAGGGCGGGGACCCCAACUUGUCUUUUUUGUAUUUUUUAUUCUGUAUUAUUGAAAACCUUGGAAAUCUAAGAGAGAUACCAAAUUCUAUAUUUUGUAAAUUCUCUAUAUUAGAAAACAGUUGUGCACAGCUGGGCAUUUCUGCUCAUCUGUAUUAUACGUAUGUCAGUGUGUGUACUGGUGUACAUGUGUAUCAUGCUGUGGAGCUGGUCCCCUGCAGGGUGCAUUCCCUUCAUUUCAGACUUGGCAGUUUUUGGUUUUCCUGGGCACAACCAGAGCAGGGUGUGUGUUCUUUUGGGGUAUGAUACAUUAGAUGAAGUAGGAAGACACAGGAACAUAGUACUCCUUCCUUCCUGACCCCUAUACACACACACAUCCCAUUUCCCAAGAAAAUAUACACAGAACAGGAAGUCAGAAGGCUCCUCUCCCAUCCCAGGCUGUGUCUAAAGCAAGGGAAGUAGCCUGCACCUGCCAGGGCUGUCGUCCCCCACCCCCCACACACACCUCCCUGCCCGGAGGUGUUAGUAUAAGGUUCUGACACAGAGAUGGCUUCUAAGGACUCCCAGGAGCACUGCAGUGGUGGGGGCUAGAAGAAGCCCAGCCUAUGUGGCCUGCUCAGCUGGCCCAGGUACAGGAAACUGUCCUUGGAGGUGACCUCUGUGACUUGGUGAUGCAAUAUGCAGGCCCCAUGUUUGAGGAAAUACCUUCCACCUGCAGAUACAGGAAUGGGAAGACCCCAACAUUGGAAUUCAUAGGGAAAAGCUAACAAAAUUUUUGCUUUGUCUAGUUUUGGUUUUGAUGGGAGGGGACAGUUAAGUAUGUCGAGGGUGAAAAUAUUAUUUUUAUAACUUCUGAGGGAUGCAUUUGGAAAAUGAUAUUCUACCACAGAGAUACACUUAAACAGCAUCUUAUGGUUUGUACCCAAAUCUUUUCAUUGCUUCUCAGGGCCGAAUUAUUCUCCCUUCCAACAAGAGCUUAAGGAUGAGGUGGCAGCUACGUGCCAACUGCUGAAGUGGUAGUUACUUUGAUGUCCCAUCCUUCCCUCCCCAUGCUCCACCUCCCACCCCAGUUUGAACACAGUCCCGAGAAGCGAGGUGUAUGGACCCAAAACUGCCAGGCCUGAGCCUGUCCUGCGCUGCUGCUGCUGCUCCACUCUUUGAGUUCCGCAUUGCCCCAGGCCUCUGGCACUGGGGCAGCCUCUCUCACGCAUUGUUCACAAGUUCCCCGCCCUCCACAUACCCCACCAAGGCUGGUGGGUUUUCAUUUGCUUUCAACCCCAGUACAGUGUGUGUGCUGAGUUUACGCUGUGUUCUCCCUGCUGGCCAAGGCCCCUCCCCAUCCCAGCAGUGACUGGUGACAGCGUGCAGUGCUAGCUCUUUGUUCCUUCUAAGGGAUGUGUGCACUCUUUUUACUCCUGCUCUUGCAAAAACGGAUACGAUUAUGAUUUCCCAUGGAAAUUGAAAAGUCUAUUUAAAUAAUUUAACUAUUAAACACUUUCACUGGUAA